This is a messenger RNA of Clunio marinus, 324 nucleotides long. The record is from the annotation of a GenBank genome assembly. Lineage: Eukaryota; Metazoa; Arthropoda; Insecta; Diptera; Chironomidae.
AUGGGUGCUGAAAACACCUUCGAAGUUGAAGAAACUUUACUUGGGUUGAUCGCGUUAUUGUCUCAGCUUUCAAAAACCACAAGAAGAAAAUUUCGGUUCCGUGCACUUCUGAAUUUUAAAUGUUCGAUACUCGAGGUCUUUAAUUUGACUAGCGAAGCUUGUGCGAGUACUUUUCAGGGUGCAUCAUUCUCGCAAUUGUCGAGUGGAUUGACAAUUAUGGAAGAGUAUUUGACUUCGAUUUCAUUCAUCAACAUUCAUCUCCAAGGGAAAAAAACUUUUUAUUCGGCUUUUCAAGCUCAUCCUCAAUCUAAUUUAAAUGAAUAA